This is a messenger RNA of Bactrocera tryoni, 4865 nucleotides long. RefSeq lists its product as uncharacterized. Gene Ontology annotation, molecular function: inositol hexakisphosphate kinase activity. The transcript has 7 exons. Gene Ontology annotation, biological process: inositol phosphate biosynthetic process; phosphatidylinositol phosphate biosynthetic process. Bases 717 to 3908 code for a protein of 1063 amino acids. NCBI's taxonomy places the organism in Eukaryota, Metazoa, Arthropoda, Insecta, Diptera, Tephritidae. Gene Ontology annotation, cellular component: nucleus; cytoplasm. The record is from RefSeq and is a predicted model, not a curated record.
UCGUUUGGAACGGAUGCCAGCAACGGAGCAGGCAGUGAAAUAGUAUCGCUAAAUUUAAUAAUACAGUGAUUGUGAAUUUUUUUUUCCAUAAAAUAUUUGCCAAAGCAAUGAAAUCGCGUUACGCGUGUGAAACUAAAUUAUACAAAUAAAACGGUGUUUGUGUGUGUGUGCGUGUGUAAAAUACAUAUGUAUAUGCAUUGGUUUGUGCGUGUAUGCGAUUUAUAUGCAUUUCUUUAUGAUGAGAAAAUUUUAAUCGCUGCAAAGUAUACAUACAAAAUUUAAUGAAAAACGCAAGAAGUAAAGUGAGUGCAAAAGUUGUGAAGCAAAACGCUUGCAUAAAAGCUGCAAUAAGCAAAAAAUUUAUUGUAAAAUAAAGUUAAGAGUGAAAAAACCCCAAUAGUAAAACAUUAUACAUACAAGUUGAGCAGGAAUACUAACUAACACAAACGCAGCCGUGUGCGUGUGCUGAAGCAGAGUCUUUGUUCGACGAGGCAGUCAGCGCAUUUAGAAUUGAAAUCGUUCGCUAAACAUCGCGGAAGAAGCAGAGCAUAAGUGCUAAAGUGGAAAAAGAUAUAAUAGAAAAGAAAAAUAGGGGGUGUGAAAUACAGACCUCUAAAAUUAACGUAACACAAGAAAAUUGUAAAAGAACAACAAUUCCGUCUUUGCUACGGUUAGCGCCAAAGUAGCUGGAUUUACACUGUUUUACGCCGAAGGGAAUGGUAUAUUUCUUGGGGGAUUGGGGCAUGGGAGAUUCUGACUGUACGUCAUAUCAUCAACAUGUUCCAACAAUACAACAGACCACUUUGCAUGCCCACAGUCAUAGCCAACACCAGCACCAUCAUCAUCAACAACAACAACAACAACAGCAGCAGCAACAACAUGUACAGCAAAUUCACGUACAACAGCAGCAAAAUGAGCAGCAACGCCUCGAAUUGCAAUUACAAUUGCAACAACAGCAACAACAACAUAUUGGCGAAAUUGCACCUACAUUAGGUCAACUAUCGCCCAUUCAAUUUGGCAGCGGCACACCAGAUGCUACAAUAUUGCUGGGCAAUACUCUCACAGCUGUACAACAACAACAGCAGCAACAUUUGUUAGCUAACUCACCGCAACAUGUGGCGAGCAGCACUUUGGUUACAGCCAAUUUGCAGCAAUUGUCUGUGAGCAGUAACAGCCGCAGUGAUAGUCACUGUUCGACCCCAAUUAAGUCAACAGUGCUUGAUGCUUUUGAUAAUACCGCCUAUCAGCAAUUGCAGCAACAACCUACUCAACAGUUAAAACAGCAGCAAUCGUUGCCAACACAAGCACACCCGCUUGCCUCGGCGACAGCUGCUUUGCAUCAGUAUUUGGGUCGUCAACGUUCCGAUUCGUGUGCCGGUAAUGUUGGCAGCUGUACGAAUGCACCAUCCACGCCGGCAGCAGCAAAUACUUUCCUGCAGCCACAGCUGAGUAAGGAUCUUCUGGAAAGUGAAGAUGAGGUCGCACUGCAGCCGCUCUCCAAUCAGGUUGGUGGCCACACACGUCUUCUACUGUUGAAUCAAUCCACUGUCAUAAAGCCAUUGAAUUUGCGUGAAUUGGACUUUUAUCAAAACAUUCCGCACGAUGUACAGAAGUUUGUGCCCAAAUACAAAGGUGUGAUGCAAGCGACCACAAUGGGCGGUGCGAAAUUGGAAAAACGGUACUCGCCGAGCUUCCGCGAGGAGCCGGUGCGUAAAAUGAGCACCACAAAGCGGAAACGAGAUGAUGUGCUAAGGAUGAAAGUUCAUAAGAAUGGAAAUGCUGCCGAUGUUAUAAAAAGUAUUUCGCAAUUAGACAACACAAAUAAGCAAUAUUUCCUUAUGCUCGAGAACAUCACUUCGCAAUUUCGUAAUCCAUGUAUUUUGGACUUGAAAAUGGGCACACGUCAGCAUGGUGAUGAUGCCUCGGCGGAGAAGCGCUGCAAACAAAUGGCCAAGUGUGCGGCUAGCACAUCGGCAUCGUUGGGCGUGCGCCUUUGUGGCAUGCAAACCUAUCAGGCGCAUAUCGAUCAAUAUGCCAAGCGCGACAAAUAUUGGGGACGCGAGUUGGAUGAGAGUGGCUUCAAGCAGGCUUUGCAUGACUUUUUUUACAAUGGCUAUCGAUUGCGUAUACGCGUUAUCAAGAAAAUUGUACAGCGCUUGCUACAAUUGCGUCGUGUAAUCGAAAAACAAUCCAGUUAUCGGUUCUACUCGUGUUCACUACUCAUUGUUUAUGAGGGCUAUGAGGAAAAUCCACAGGCUCAUCCCAUGGAUGUUGAGGAGUGGCUUACACCAACCACGCCGAAGUCAGCUACAAAGUCCGCUACUUUCGACUAUCAUCCUGAUAACAGUAUUGAUGAUGAUGACAUCGACGAUGACGAUGAAGAUGUAGUAGAUGCCGAUGAUGACACUGCCGGUCAUGAUGGUGGUGAUGAACUGGAGCCACACGAAACAGAGGAUGAUGACCUGCAUAUGGUUGCAGCGGAUAGCGGUAAUGCGUCAGCGACCAAUAGCAGCACCGGCGGUGAUCCAUGCUGUUAUGAUGCUGAUGCCUCGAAUGAUUCUACGAACGCAGCCGGUCUGAAUCUCCCUGCCACACGUCGCAAACGCGGUUUGACAGAGGCAACUCUGGAGAGAUCGCGUGGCUUCGCAGAUGUAGUAACACCAGUGCGCGGUUAUGAUGAGGACUCAGCUGCAUCAGCCACAGGUGUCAAUACUGUUAACGAUGCAGUAUCCAUGCCACCACCGUCAAUAGCAGGAUUAAGUACAGAUAGCAAUAAUGCUGUGUGCACCGGUGGCAGUAACAGUAAUCCGCCAUUCAUUCCAAUCUCCGAAGAAACAGUAUUUCUCGAUCCCGAGCCGCCAAUGCCAAGCGUUUCGACAUCUUCACCGCACUCGGGUGACUCUUGGAUGAACUAUAGUAGCAAUAGCAGUGAUGAUUUCUCCGGACUUUCUGAGCAAAUCAAAGCGGUCACCAGUGGUCGCCAAACGGGCGAUAACAGUUCGGACGAGGCCAGCUCUGAUUAUGAUAGCAGCAUAAUUGGUCAAACAGAGGUGAUGCUGAAACGUUACAAAUCUCAGCAAGAAUCCUUUGAUAUUUCACCUUUGACGCAAGCGACCGAAGUACCGCUUAUGUCAACAACAACAACGGCGCGUCUACCGCAUACGCUCGCCUCAUCUGCGUGCUCUACACCACCGUUGCCACCGGGAAGUGUUGGAAAACUAUCUGCAUCCGUUGCUAACUCUUCCCCCACCUCCUCGACUGCGUCCUCGCUGAAAUCAGUGCGCGGUGCAGUUAAACGUCUACGUUGCAAAGACGCCGACGAUGAGGAUGAAGUGACAGCCAGCGAUAAUAAAAAAGACGGUAUAUCGACGUCUUCGCAAGCGAAAAAAUCAACAACAACACUGAGUCUAAGCAGCGUAGUUACGGGCGCAGGGAGUAGCAGUAGUGCAGCACCAGUGUCGUCUACACCGACCUCCGUCAACGCAUCGCCUGUGAAAACGCCGCUCAUGACGCCGACCUCAACAACAUCCGGCAUUGAAAGCACAGUAGAUAAAAUCAAGAACACACUGCUCGCUGGCAUACAAGAGAUACACAAUACGAGCAGGAGCAACAAUGUAAGCAAAAAGAAGGCUACAGCGACGCGGUUGACUUUACAACAUGCCUCCAAAUCCCUGGAUAUCGCAGGCUGUCAAGCAUCCGCAACUACCGAAGAUGCACGAUGCCUUGUAGAUGUGCGUCUCAUUGACUUUGCGCACACGGCAUUCGUGCCGCGCAACGGUGGCGGAUUGCUGCAGCAGGCAACCUCCAGCACUCCCGUACAUCAUGGACCAGAUGGUGGUUUUCUAACGGGGCUAGACAGCUUAAAUCGCUUACUCAACGAUAUUCUUACCGAAGAGGUUUGCGUAUAAGCGUGCUGUGCACGCAUAAAACUGCGUGCAACAUUCAAUUGGUGUAUGAGCACCUCCACAUGCUGAAAAAGUGCAAGCAAAACGCCAGCAGUUUAAAAAACGCUUCGAGCGCAGACCUUACGCGUAUCUAUUUCACACACUGAAAUAUAAAUCCACCAACAAUUACAAAUACAACGUAGAGGUAUACUUGUGGCAGCACCGCAACCAGCCCAGACAAAACUAGCCCUCCACAAGCCCCCACCAUUGCACAAUUGACUGAGUAUGCGGCGUGAAUGGUAAUUUUUGGAAAAACAAAAACAGCGAAACGUGUGUGAUCGCCUGAUGGGAGCGUUUGAACAACUAAAUUUAAGUGUAAAAUAGAAAUUAAUAACUACAAAUGAUAGGAAAAAUGUUUAUGGAGUAAUUGGAAUUUGAGAACCGUGCAACCGAGAGAGAAUUAGAGUGAAAGGAAGUGAAAACUGAAGUGACGCGCACAGCGUUUGGCAGCAAUACAUACACGUAAUUAAGCUUUUUUAAAUUAACUAUUUUAAAGUGCUAUUGGCGUAGGGGCAUGUUAUGAGGGCAAAUAAAUAAAAAUCGUAAAAAAUUCGAAAACAUAAUUCAAAAAAAAAUUAAAUUGUUUGUAAAAUGGCUACUUAUUGACAACGUUUAAAUUUUUAUAAAAUCAUAUUAACAAAAACAGUAAUAAUAGCAACAAGAAGAGAUUAUAAACGUAUAAUUUGGAAGCGUUUUAAGCAAAAAUUAAAAAAGAAACACACAUAUAUCUGAAAAAUUAAAUUUUUUAAUAACCAAAUCUUUACCAUUUGCACUAAAAGAUAUGCAAAAUAACAUCAUUAAAUAUGAUUAAAAAGUUUCAAAAACCAAGCAUUGACAAAUGCAAUUAAUCGGCAAAAUUAAAUAAUUGCAAAAAUUUGCGCUGCAAUAAAAUUUACUGUCGGCUGAACUUAUGCAAACUUA